UUUUUAUAUAAAACACAAGUGCUGUUGUGGCUGCUGUAAUAUUACAUUUUAUUUUUAAUCAUAUUAAUCAUUAUCGCCUACUCCUACUUUUGGAGUAAUUGAUGUUAAUGUGAUUACUUAAUAGAAUACAUUUUAAGCGUAGCCCAGAGUUUUUCUCCAGGAACUGUUUUUUGGAUGCUUGCGGAAGACCUCGCUCGAGUCCAGCCGCAGUGUUUUGCCGCGCUCGCGCGCAGUCGAGUUUGGAGUCUGACCCACACUGUCGAGUGACUCAAUGACCGUGAAGUAAAACCGCCAAACCGCGCCCGACGAGACUAACCACGCGUGAAAUUAAGAGGGGUCAAACGGCUACUUAUGUGUUUUUACAAGCAUUUCGCUUAUGGCAAAUCGGGAAAAGAACAAAAAGACACUUCUAGAGUUGGCGAAGCUGCCAGAGAAUAGCUGCUGUGCUGACUGUGGAGCUGCAGAUCCAGAUUGGGCUUCAUACACACUGGGAAUAUUUGUGUGUCUGAACUGUUCUGGAACUCAUCGUAAUCUUCCUUCUAUAAGUCGUAUCAAGUCUAUACGCUUAGACUUCUGGGAUGAUGAGCUUGUGCACUUCAUGAAGGCCAAUGGAAAUCGUACUGCCAAAAACUUCUAUGAGAAAUCUGUCCCAGUCUUUUAUUAUCAUCCCCAACCAGACGAUUGCGAGGUCCUCAGAGAACAAUGGAUUCGAGCCAAAUACGAAAGAAUGGAGUUUACAGAGGAAAAAACAGAAAGACCUUAUACAGCAGGUGUCUAUGAGGGCAUGCUGUGGAAGAAAGGAAAGGAUAAUGGACAGUUUCUCGAGAGGAAGUUUGUUCUUUCAGUGCACGAUUUUACCCUCAAAUACUACAAGGAGGAUGAAUCUAAGGGACCAAAGGCUACUAUUUCUGUGAAGAACCUGAAUGCAACCUUCCAGCCUGAGAAGACAGGACAUGCUCACGGCCUUCAGAUCACCUACUCUGUGGAUGAUCACACCAGAAACCUUUUUGUUUACCAUAAAAAUGGACGGGAGAUUGUCAAUUGGUUUAAUGCCAUUAGAGCUAUUCGCCAUGUCUACCUGAAAACAGCCUUUCCUACAGCUAGCGAUGGAGAUCUAAUACCAUGGAUAACCAGAAGCUAUUUAAAAGAGGGUUACAUGGAGAAGACUGGCCCACUGCAGCGAGAGCCUUUCAAGAAAAGAUGGUUUAUUUUGGAUUCCCUGGACAGGAAACUACUCUAUUUUAAAACACAGCUGGAUGCCAUUGAGCUUGGGGUAGUUUUCAUUGGCUCAGAGAAUCAUGGAUAUUCAGUGAGAGAGUGUGUCCCUAAAGGGACGAGAGGCAACAAAUGGAAGUGUGGGGUAAUAGUGGAGACGCCAGAUCGUCAGUUCGUCUUCAUGUGCGAGCAGGAGCGCGAUCAGAGAGAGUGGGUGGAGGCCCUCAAAACAGUCAUCUCCAAACCCAUGAUGCCGCAACAUUACACCACUGAAGCCAAUAUCCGUAGACGGAGGUGAAGACCAUGACUGGAUGGGACAAUAAGCUCAGACUCUGUCACUAAAUUUAUUUAAAAUGAACUCUGGCAUGCUAGGUAAAUCUAGGGUUAAAACAUUCGAGUCCUAGACACUCAAAGGGAAACGUGGAAGAAUGUGACUUUUUUUGGGGGCAUUGUUUCCGAACAAGCAGUUUAAAAAAAAUUCUCUCUUGGUGCAUUUUGGGAUGUGAAACCAAUCUGAGAAGACUGCAGUAGGUCAGAUGAGGACAGACUAACUGGUUGAGCUCUCUGAGGAAAAUAUGAAUGCAUCUGAAGAUGGAUAAGAUCUGGCCUCUCAGAUCUUGAAACAAGUCUUGACCAAGAUGAGAAUCGCAUUUUAGUAAGAGGUCAAUCAGACUCACGUGUGACUGUGAGUCCACAUGCAGGAGCUGAGACACCAAAUAGAAGCAGAAAAUAAGGAAUUAUGCUUGUACAGAAAUGGACACGUGCAAGUGACGUGAAGUGAGUGAUGAAAAUGCUAAUCGUUAAACGCCUUGGUUUCAUAAACUGACAUUUGGCCAGUUUCUAUUUUGUGAUAAUCAUGGGCGACUGAACAAAGCUGAUUUGUUUUGAUGUUCACUAUUCUUCAGAUUUGUUUAUAUUAAAAUCUAUUUUCAAACCACAUAUUA
Molecule: messenger RNA, 2159 nt
Organism: Onychostoma macrolepis
Lineage: Eukaryota; Metazoa; Chordata; Actinopteri; Cypriniformes; Cyprinidae
Gene: adap2
Product: ArfGAP with dual PH domains 2
Exons: 11
Coding region: 377-1513 (378 amino acids)
Biological process (GO): positive regulation of GTPase activity
Cellular component (GO): intracellular membrane-bounded organelle; plasma membrane
Molecular function (GO): phosphatidylinositol bisphosphate binding; GTPase activator activity
Source: RefSeq, a predicted model, not a curated record